AAACCUUCAGGCUCUAGACUAGCAACUGCAAUAUUUUCAAGAGUGGGUAGUGAGGGAAAGAAAAGGGAGGAAGAAGGGACCAACUCGAUGAGUCACACAUAUAAGAAAGAAACAGAUAGGACUGAGAAGUGAAGCAGAAGACUCAGAGACUCUCUCUCUUUUUUCGCAGCACAGAAAGCGAAGCUUCUCUUUCCAUCAUUACUGUUGCUCACCUUCUUUGUAUUACUUUUCUCUCUCACCUUCUGCUGCUAUGUCCUAACUACUAACCUCUCUUUCCUCUUUUUCUAUUACAUAAACAGUCAAAUUCUCACAGGCUCACAAAACCAACGUAACGAAAACAAGGUUAAAAAAGAAUAGCAAACAGAAGAAAAAUGGAUUUCGAUCUUGAAAAUCCAUUGACAAGCUUGAAAGAACACCAAUCUGAUACUAUCCCAGAUCUCUUUACUUCUGAAUCUGAUCAUAUGCCUUCAAGAAACUUCUUCAAAUGCUUGAAAACCUCUGACUUCUAUUCCUCCUUUCGUCAAGAAUCCAUUUCUCUCAUUUUUCAGGCUCAGUAUUCUUGCAACUAUGAGCCCAUUCUUGCCUACCUUGCCAUCAAUUAUAUGGAUCGGUUCAUCUCCAGACAAGAAAUCCCUGAAGGAAAGCCAUGGGUUCAACGACUUCUCGUAAUAUCUUGCCUUUCUCUGGCAGCAAAGAUGAAGAACACACAUUUCUCUCUCUCUAAUUUACAGAUGGAAGAAAGUUUCAACUUCGACAUGCAAACGAUUAAUCGUAUGGAGCUUCUCAUUCUUGAUGCCCUGGAUUGGCGAAUGAGAUCUAUAACACCUUUCUCUUUCGUUCAUUUCUUCAUUUCGUCAUUUGAACUCAAAGAUCCACCAUUAACACAAGCUCUCAAAGAUCGAGCUACCCAGAUCAUUUUUCAAGCUCAUAAUGAAACAAAGUUAUUAGAGUUCAAGCCAUCAAUCAUUGCAGCAUCAGCCCUUCUUGUAUCUUCCCAUGAACUCUUCCCCUUGCAAUUUCCUUCUUUCAGACGUUCAAUCUCCUCUUGUGAAUAUGUAAAUAGAGACCAGCUGCUAAAAUGCUCUAACGAGCUGCAAAAAAUGGUGGAAAUGGAAUGGCACGAGUCAAUAAUGGACACAGUUUCAAGCUCAAGAACCCCAUUGAGCGUCCUAGACAGGCAUUGCAUCAAAUCAGAAAGUGAGACGACCAACAUCUCUGCCACUGCAUUGCUUCAGAAGAAAGAAAUCAAGCGGCGAGCAAAACGGUUGGCGGUUGCAGCAAGUGACAAUAUGGUCCAGCUUAAUUUCACAGAUUCAAGCAGAGCAGAUAACUCUGUUUCGAGGGGAAGUUUGCAAUUGGUCAAUUUCUCAAGCGCCAUAACAGAACCCACUGAGGGAUAGCUUGCAAUGAGAAUAUCUAGAAAAUUAAGAAAAAUAAAUAAAAAAAGAGAGAAUUUAUUUACGUUUAUGGGAUUUUGGGAUGGGGUAAGAGGGUAUUGAAAAGGGACGACAAAGGACAAAACAGAGCUUUGAAUGUUAUUCAACUUUUUCUAUGUUUAUGUUUCUGGGUAA
Messenger RNA from Manihot esculenta (cassava), 1571 nucleotides. Its product is annotated as putative cyclin-D6-1. The transcript is spliced from 6 exons. The record is from RefSeq and is a predicted model, not a curated record. Gene Ontology annotation, molecular function: cyclin-dependent protein serine/threonine kinase regulator activity. NCBI's taxonomy places the organism in Eukaryota, Viridiplantae, Streptophyta, Magnoliopsida, Malpighiales, Euphorbiaceae. Gene Ontology annotation, biological process: regulation of cyclin-dependent protein serine/threonine kinase activity; mitotic cell cycle phase transition. Gene Ontology annotation, cellular component: nucleus; cyclin-dependent protein kinase holoenzyme complex; cytoplasm. The coding region runs from base 372 to 1400 and encodes 342 amino acids.